UACCAUAAAUGGAUAAAAGAAAACAUAAAAAAGAUGAAGACAAUAGUGUGUCAUCGUCGGAUACUCAAGAUCAAGUGAUCAUAGACAUGCCGCCAGCCGUUGAAAACGCCCAUGUUGUGUAUCUGCCAGAUGCGAAUUUAGGUGCCACUCAGACGGAGUCUUCCGUGGAGUAUCCACCGAGCUCGGAUCAAGUGGAGGGCAGCAGGCGUGUGACUUUCGAUCUAGAUGAUGGGCCCAGUACGAGUAGGCAGUCCGCAGAAAGGAGGCAACAAUCUGGGGUUCCUAACUCUUUGUUAGUAUCCGAGGAUCUUCAGAGCAAGAGGGAUAUUCCCAUUAGGGAAGAAACCCCUAAGCAAUUGCAUAAUGUACUUCUCUACUGCUUCUCCCGCAAUGUGGAUGGCAUUGAAGGGCGGCAGGAAUCCCGUCCAGCGGUUUUCCUACCAAUUCCGCAGUACUGCGAACUCGGCACCCAGACGGCAAAGGUAGCAACACCGCCGCGACGAUUCCGUUUGGAUCUGACCACCCUGAGAACAGAUCGCAAUCGACCGCCUUGCGAGAGAGCCCAGCACACGUUCACCAUCAGCGGCAACAAUCUCCCGCCCAAUCCUCCCCAGCUUCGGCAGACGAUAUGUGCGAGACUUGGUCGCUCCAUUGGCGAUUGCUUUGGAGCCUUCUGCCUGUGCCUGCAGGUCAACAAGGACUGUGUCUUCUGUCUGGGCUUCUUUGUGGCCUUCGUCAUCAGCUGCAGCUUCCUCACCGCCUUCUUCUACCGAACACUCAGCUUCACAGCAUCGCCGGUCCGGGUGGCAGCCAGUCCAGUGAGUGGCACCCCGCAUUAUGAACUGGCCACUCUGAGGUUCAACGGGGGCUUAUACUACAUCUUAAAUAGUAACCAACGAAAAAUUAUGUAGUCCA
Molecule: messenger RNA, 915 nt
Organism: Drosophila biarmipes
Lineage: Eukaryota; Metazoa; Arthropoda; Insecta; Diptera; Drosophilidae
Exons: 1
Coding region: 9-911 (300 amino acids)
Source: RefSeq, a predicted model, not a curated record